AUGUAUCUUGACUACUUGAUUGUCGAGGAAAUGCACUUCAACAGCUAUGUCGAUCAUAGUCAGAUGCAGCCAUUUGACGAGAUAAUGUUAUACUCUAGAUGGUUGACCUGCAAAUUAUGUGUCACUGCUCCUCAUCUGCCUGAGUGCGUCAUGUGGCAGUUUGGCUACACUCAAACCAUUCCUAGACACCAUGUUAUCUUUGUUCCUCCUACUUUGACACGUAUACAGGUAGAUGACAUGUUUGAUGAUUAUGAGAGUCAUCUGGUGCCAGAGGAGGCACAUAGUAUCAUAGCUGUGAAUGACUGGAGCUACGUCGAAGGGUAUAUCAUAUGGUUUUUCAGGAUGUCACAUCCGUACAUGGUGUAUGCUGCUCCAGGAGUCCCAUCUAGGCCAGCUCAUUAG
Molecule: messenger RNA, 402 nt
Organism: Lathyrus oleraceus (garden pea)
Lineage: Eukaryota; Viridiplantae; Streptophyta; Magnoliopsida; Fabales; Fabaceae
Exons: 1
Coding region: 1-402 (133 amino acids)
Source: RefSeq, a predicted model, not a curated record